Stereum hirsutum FP-91666 SS1 is the source of this 1722-nucleotide messenger RNA. RefSeq names its product Metallo-dependent hydrolase. The record is from RefSeq and is a predicted model, not a curated record. The transcript has 5 exons. The coding region runs from base 84 to 1556 and encodes 490 amino acids. Gene Ontology annotation, molecular function: hydrolase activity, acting on carbon-nitrogen (but not peptide) bonds. Lineage: Eukaryota; Fungi; Basidiomycota; Agaricomycetes; Russulales; Stereaceae.
GAGUUACGGCCAAAGCAUUUAAGACACCGCCCAAUCCUUUCUUGAUUGCGUUCGACACUAUCCACUGUGAAGAUUAUAUCUCCAUGGCAUACGUCCUUCUCAAGAACGGUCUCGUCCUCACCUUCAAGAACGGCGAUCCCAACGCACAUGAACUCCAGGCAGAUGUGCUGAUCAAGGGCGACACCAUCAUUGAUGUGAAGCAAGGGUUGGAGCUGCCUUCUGGAAGUGACGGAGAGGUGGUCGAUUGUACGGGGAAAUGGAUUACACCUGGGCAGAUCGACACCCACAGGCAUGUGUGGAUGAGCGUUAUGCGUGGCCAACAGGCCGAUUGGACACUUGUCGAAUACUUAAUGAAGAUGACCUAUGCCCAAUCGCCCUACGUCACGGCCUCUGAGGCACAUAUUGGCACACUCGCAGGAUGCCUCGAAGCUAUCUCCAACGGUAUCACCACCGUCGUCGACCACGCUCACGUCAUCAACACACCCGCCCAUGCGCCUACCAUGAUCGACGCGCAUAAACAAUCCGGGAUUCGAUCCAGGUUCUGUUACGGUCGAGCAACUCCCAUCCCUGCCAACUUUGCCUUCACCAAGGAGCGCGAGGAGGAAUUCAGGACCUGGCAGUUGAAACAACUUACCGAAUUAGCCUUGGAAGGGGAGAAGAACGGCUUCGGAAUGGGUAUGCUGUCCGACCGUGUUGGUUUGGGCUUGGGAUAUGAUGCACUUAGGGGUUCGAGGCCUCAUGAAGACAAUAUCGAGGCGCAUAGGGAGGUUCUCGCUUUGGCCAGGAAAUAUAGGCUUUCGCCCAUCACAGCUCACUUCGUCGAAAGUCCUUCUGGUGGAUACGUGCAAGCUGCCAAGAUAUUCUCCGAUGUCGGUGUUCUGGAGAGUGAUGUAUUAUUUUCUCACUGCACUGGGAUUUCGGAUGAGGAGUGGGAGCUGAUGAAGAGUUCGGGAGCGUCUGUGGCCUCUACGCCGGAGGACGAGCUGGGAAUGGGGCAUGGGAACCCUGUUGCUUAUGAGGCGGUCAAGAGAGGUGUAAGAGUAGGCCUCGGGUGUGACUGCGUUUCUAUCCAGAGCGCCGACUUGUUUACUCAAAUGCGCGUAGCUCUACAAUGGCAGCGCGGACAAGACCAUGCAAUUCUCGCACAUUCACGAAAGCCUCCUCUUCGCAACAAUCUCACGUCCGCUUCCGCAUUUCGACUCGCCACACUCGGUGGCGCCGAAGCUAUUCACCAAGAAGACAAGCUUGGCACCAUCGAGCCUGGCAAACUGGCCGACAUCGUGAUCAUCAAUGCGGAGAACUCCAUGAACUUAGUGGGUGCCGUUAAUCCUAUCCAAGGAUAUGUGUUUUGGGCGAAAGGGGAGGACGUGGAGAGUGUGUUAGUGAACGGCGAGUGGGUGAAGCGCGAUGGAAGGUUGACGAAAGUCCCUUGGGAAGAUGUGGUUGGGCGGUUGAAGGAGGCGAUGAAAAGUGUCGACAGCAGGAGGAAGAAGGGCGAGGAGGGAGAGGAGGCCUAUAACCAGGCGUUGCAUGCAUCCGGAUGCGUGACACAGUAAACUGUGACGCCAUCUUGUCUCGAUCAGUGUAGGUGAAAUGCUGACUUUUUGAUCGCCUGGCAUAUAGAUCUUGCUAUCAUUGGGACAUUCAACCCUUCUGUGGUUUGAGUAUUCAUACCUAUCUCUGUGUCGAAGCCUAUUAUAAAUGGGUUGCGUGGCUUGGUAU